This is a messenger RNA of Penaeus monodon (black tiger shrimp), 4597 nucleotides long. RefSeq names its product glutamate receptor ionotropic, kainate 2-like. Bases 6 to 1802 code for a protein of 598 amino acids. Lineage: Eukaryota; Metazoa; Arthropoda; Malacostraca; Decapoda; Penaeidae. The transcript is spliced from 12 exons. Gene Ontology annotation, biological process: modulation of chemical synaptic transmission; synaptic transmission, glutamatergic; monoatomic ion transport. Gene Ontology annotation, cellular component: postsynaptic membrane; plasma membrane. Gene Ontology annotation, molecular function: glutamate-gated receptor activity; transmitter-gated monoatomic ion channel activity involved in regulation of postsynaptic membrane potential. The record is from RefSeq and is a predicted model, not a curated record.
AGGCCAUGCUGAUGUACGACGCAGUGAAGCUGUUCGUGAUGGCGAUUCAGGCGCUGGACAACUCGACGUACGUGCAGAUUUCACCUCUCAAGUGCGAGCUGGAGGGCGGCUGGAUUCAUGGCAACUCGCUCAUCAACUACAUGAAGAUGGUCUACUUCCCCGGCCUCUCUGGUUUCAUUCGGUUUGACGCUCGUGGAUUCAGGACCGACUUCAUGCUUGACAUUCUCGAACUCGGGAGGGAGAAUCUGACGAAGGUGGGGACGUGGACCCCCAAGGGCGGAACCAACUACACCAGGACGUACCAGAUCGACCAAGAAAAUCAGAUGGAAGGUUUACAGAACAAGACGCUCCGGGUUUGCGUGGCUCUCAAUGACCCGUACAUCAUGCUGAAGGAGAGUUCGGAGCGGCUUAGUGGCAACGAUCGCUUCGAGGGAUUCUGCAUCGACCUCCUCAACGAAAUCGCCGAGAUUCUCAAGUUCAACUUCGUCCUCAUCCCGAUCAAGGCUUACGGCUCCAGGAACGCCACGACGGGGGAGUGGAACGGCAUGAUCAAGGAGCUGCUCGAGGAUCGCGGCGACAUGGCCGUCACGGACCUCACCAUCAACUUCGAGCGCGAGGACGCCGUCGACUUCACGAUGCCGUUCAUGAACCUCGGGAUUUCCAUUUUGUACAAGAAACCCCAGAAGAUGGCGCCUUCCCUUUUCUCCUUCCUUUCGCCCUUGUCAAUUGAAGUUUGGAUUUACAUGAUAACAGCUUAUGUGGGCGUGUCCAUCGUUAUGUAUAUUCUUGCCAGGUUCUCGCCGUACGAGUGGCAGAACCCCCACCCGUGCGACCCCGACCCCGACACGCUGGAGAACCAGUUCACCAUCCUGAACUGCCUGUGGUUCGCCAUUGGCUCCCUUAUGCAGCAAGGCUGUGACUUCCUUCCGCAAGCUGUAUCGACCCGCAUGGUGGCCGGCAUGUGGUGGUUCUUCACUCUGAUCAUGAUUUCGUCCUACACCGCUAACCUCGCCGCUUUCCUCACCGUCGAGCGCAUGGAAUCCCCGAUCGAGUCUGCUGAUGACCUCGCCAAGCAGACCAAGAUCAAGUACGGACUGAAGGAGGGAGGAACCACCUCGGUCUUCUUCAGAGACUCAAAGAUCCCGACCUACAAGCACAUGUGGGACACCAUGAAUAAGUACAAGGAGAUGGGUGAGAACGUCUUCACGGGCUCCAACAAGGAGGGAGCCACUCGGGUGUCGAAAAGCAACGGUCUGUACGCCUUCUUCAUGGAAUCGACAACCAUUGAGUAUGUGAUCGAACGUGAAUGCGAUUUGACUCAAGUUGGAGGUCUUCUGGAUUCGAAAAGUUACGGCAUUGCUCUUCAGCCAGGUUCCCCCUACAAAGGUGUCCUGGACGUAGCCAUUCUCACGCUCCAGUCGAGAGGCAGAUUUCACACAUUAAAAGAAAAGUGGUUUAGACAAAAGAGAGGCGGUGGUAAAUGUAAGGAAGAAGCGGGCGGCAGCAGUAUGGCGAGUGAGCUCAACCUACCGAACGUGGGCGGUGUUUUCGUCGUCCUCAUCGGCGGGAUGGGCCUGGCACUGGUCGUGGCACUCGGGGAGUUCGUCCUCUACUGCUGGGAGAUCUCCAGGGAGGACGAGAAAUCGUUAAUAUCAGUCCUGAGUGAGGAGUUAUGCUUCGUCUUCCAAUGCAAAGGGUCAACGAAGCCCGUGAGGAAGAAAGCGGAAUCAGAGACUGCGGCAGUGGACAACAUGUAUGGGUCUGACGUGUACAACUGCAGCGGCAGAAAUCCACUUACCUGAUUACCGGAAGUGGCGUCAGCCAAUGACGUCACAGUCGACCAUCACCCCGACCAAUGGCCGAUUCCUAGCUACGAGCCCCCACCCCCCUCACCCACCUGAAUGCAUCGACAGUCAACCAGAACACAUCCAUGCUCAGUCAGACCUCAUCCACUGUCGCCAGUCAGGAUUUCUCCUCUUCGCCCUACGUCACGCCGAACCGAAAGUCUUCCCUCUCGCCCACGGCAGACCCGAGCGAGGACCCGCCUCGAGGCCGCGGCGUCGGGCAGCGAAAGAGCUGGUAGCGGCGGGAAAUCCGGAGACCGCCUGGUGCGUUGGCGGCUGGACUCGCCUUGCUUGCUGCGAGGAGCUGCGGACUUUGGGGUGUGAAUUAUACUUCAUAGAUCUGUGUAUAUUAUGCAUAAAUACAUACACACCUAGAUACACAUGUAUGUACUAUAUGCAUACACAUUUUUUUUUAUUGUAUAAACUUCUAGGUCUUUCCCCUCGAACUUUUGGAAGAGUUCGAGAACCUAACUGGAUCUGAGGCCUAUAAGUUCCAUUUUAUAUAGACACACUUUUUUGACUACUCAUUUAGAUAAGUUAUGAAAUAAUCUACCAGACAUGUUAUCAGGUUUGUUUGAUGUUACUGAAGUGUUGGUGCAGAAGUUCAUACACUGUUUGGGAGAUAAGUGUAAGGCGUUGUCUACAGUAUCUUGUUUUUUUAAUAUAUUUGAAAUUACGAUCAGUAUUUUACACAUAGAACUUUUUUCGCGUAUGCUGUGGCGUAAGUUGUUAAAUACGGCAAGUUGUGUAUCGCGGUCACGUUUGAGAAAUUCAUCAAUCUUGUAGUACCCAGUGCAACUAAUAUAUUGCCUUGAAAGUGACCCGCAACAUCGGAUCUCGGGUUUUGGUGAACUCGUAAUGAAUCCGUACAUAUCAAAACUCGCUAAAACGUUGUUUUGAAGAAGAAAACGUGCAUCACACCCUGAUGUGCUAUAUUUCCUAUGACCGUUAUUUUACCAUACCGCACAUGGCAUGGUAACAUUUCCUUUUUCUGUGUUUUUGGAGGCAUGAGCUUCAGAAUUUACGCGAGUGAAAUGCUAAUUGCGUCUCCUACCAUAUCUAUUAGCUAGCCCGAAUUACACACGAACAGAACUUGCAUACACGUACACCGUUUUUUCUUCUUUUUAUUACAUUCGACACAAUUAUGAAAUUAGAUGUGUGCACAUGCUCUGAGAAUGUAACUAUUGGUUUAAUUACAACAUGGACUUGACAGUUAUAUUCAUACCGAAUUGCUAUGCCUUCGUCUAUAUUAUCGGUAUUAGUAAAAUAAACAAAUAAAUAAAUAGAUAAACAAAAAAUAAAAGAAAAUAAAACAAAGGAUAAAUUUUCGUUUAUCAAAAUACACACCAUAACAAAGGCUUCUCUGAAAGGAUGAAAACAUUUUUUUUGUAAAAUGAUAUAUGGUAGAAGCCAUUACAAAUUGGCAUUCUUAAGAGUACUUGGAAAGAGAGAAAAAAUGAAUAAUGUUAAACAGAUAUGUAUUGUUUCAUCAUGUAUUCUUUUGGAAUCAAAUGCCAUUUUUAUCUUUGUCAUUACGGAAUCUCAAUUUUGUGUGCGCGAUAGAUUAUGUGGCAAUGUGUUGAUAUUAGUGACACUAAUUUUGUUCAUUUCCUCCCAUACCUCGCCAAUGACUUGUUAUUCAUUUCUUACUGUUCAUCAUAAUCAUCAAAUUCAUUUCAUGAUAGGUGUCAACUUGAUGGAAACUGCUUCAUUUCAUUUCCAAGGCCUUCCCUGCAGUUUGGAAUCUACUAUUGAAAAAAUAUUUUUUUCCGCACGUGUUAGGCUUGGUGACACCAGUGGGUUACGCCCCAAUGAUGCUGUAAAUGAUCACUACUUGUUUACGGUGUUCACUAUCCAUUGCUGUAUGUUGUACAUUGCUUUGAACGAUGGUGUUGUCUAGAGUGAUAAUAACGAUAUUCUCUUCUUUCCCUUUUCUUAUUCUUUGAGAGUCUUCCCCCAUAUGCAGUGGCUAAUAACCCCUUCUUUCCUGGCCAUUUAUUACUCGAGUCUACAAGUGGAGAUUCAUUAGUUUAUCCAGAUCAGCUGUUCCUGUAUUUCGGUAUGGGAGGCACACGGCCAGCGCCAAGGGUACUCUGCAGUUCCCUGUGAGAAAACACAAGAGUAUUUUGUUCGUGGUUCUCAGAUUAUGAUUAAACUGGGAACCUGGAGCUGCAGAAGGAAGUUUGGUCCGAGAAUGGAUGGAAAACCCAUUUGUUUUAUUUCGUUCAGUCCUUUCCAUCAAAAAUCUUGAAACAAGGCUCUUGAGACAACUGAAACAUAAAUGUGUGUCUGGGUUCAGGAGGGCAAGUACCUGGGAUUCGGUAUGAUGAUUGCUUAAUAAAAGGAAAACAGAAAGCUUCCUUCUAUGGAAAUUUGGAAGAAGCAUUUGUUCUGUAUUCAACUCCCACCGAAAAUAGUUGUUUCUAAGAAAGUAACUUAGCUAAAACAACUUCCAAUUCUUCAUGAAAAUGGAUUAACAUCUAAAUCCGCAAUUCUGACCUCAAAUAAUUCCACAUAAUAUGAAGCCGAUGUUUUCACUGUAUAAAGUAUCUUCUUAUUCUUUCUUACCAUUCGCACAAUCAUGAACUGGCAUGCCCCCAUCCUGACUUUGUCUUUCUUUCUACUUGAUGGUAAAAGAAACUUGUCUCUAAAUGGCUUGAAAUCAUUAUUGUAAGUGUUUUUACCCGUCUGGAUUGUUUUUUCUUCAGCCCUGUGUAAGUAUUUCAUGAAAAAUAAAGUUCUUAAACCGAAAA